GGUUCAGUUUGCGAGUAAAACCGUUUAUGUAUUAAUGAUCUGUUAUUCGAGAUAUCACUCAUGCACAGUGCGAUUUUUAAAAACUUAAAACGGUUUCAUACAAGGAAGCUGUUAAUAAGUAGUCAAACGGAAUUAAAAUCCUCUUAUACAAAUUCGUCUGUAAUGAGAAACAUCACACAGGUCGCUUUAAUAGACGAGGAAAAAAUUUUUCAAGUAAAUACAAUGCAGUCGGAAUUGCAUACUUUGUCUUGGUUAUACAAAACUGCACCGUGCUUUCCUAUAAAUGGAUCUAAGAUUAAGAUCAUUCACGAACCUAGCGUAUUUUAUUCCACUCUCAUAGAAAAGUGUAAAAACGCAAAGAAAAGAAUCACAUUUGCAUCCUUGUAUUUAGGCACAGGAAAAUUAGAAUCUGAUUUAGUAAAAGCUAUAGAUCAAGCAUUAAAUCUAAGUGAUGGUAAUGUAGAGGUUAAAAUUUUAUUGGAUUUUAUGAGAGGCACCAGAGGUAAAUUGAAUUCGUGUAAAAUGUUGGAAACUUUGCUUAAUGGAAAAUAUGGUCACUGUUGUCAGAUUUUCCUCUACCAUACACCUAAACUUCGAGGACUGUUAAAGAUGAUAAUGCCAGAUCGCUUUAAUGAGCUAGUAGGACUGCAACACAUGAAAUUAUAUUUAAUAGAUAAUGAUAUAAUAAUUAGCGGUGCUAAUCUUAGCAAUGAUUAUUUUACAAACCGACAAGACCGUUAUUUCGUAAUUGACGAUUGCAAGGCACUUUGCGAUUUUUAUAACGAAUUAGUCGAAAGGGUAGGAGAAUUUAGCUUUUUACUUCAGCCAAAUGGAACUACAGUAUUAAAUUCUGCCGCAAAUGUUCAUCCCUUUAAAGAUCCCGCCAAAAAGUUUAUCGAAAAAGCCGCUGAUAGCGUGAGAACAUUUUUCCAAAAGGAAUUAGAACGCUCUAAUUUUGAAAAUAUAGAAGAAACAGUUUCGAAUACAGACACUUGGGUCUUCCCCUUGAUACAAAUGGGUCAACUAAAUAUUCACCAUGAUAGUCAUAUAACGUUAAAACUCUUACAAACGACACCACCAGGUACAACACUUAGAUUAGCAACUGGCUAUUUUAAUUUAACUUCCGAAUACAGCAACGCGUUGCUUAGAGACUGUCAAGGAACGUGUCAUCUUUUAACAGCACAUCCAACUGCCAAUGGUUUCUUUUGUGCCAAUGGUAUCGCUGGUGGCGUUCCAGCAGCGUAUACUAAAAUAGAAAAAUCAUUUAUCAAACAUUGUAAUCGAAUGGGCCAACAAAAACGUGUGACUUUAUGGGAAUUUAUUAGACCAGGAUGGACGUACCACGCGAAAGGAUUAUGGUAUUCUUUACCAGGUCAAGAAAAGCCUUGUCUCACACUUAUUGGAUCGCCUAAUUUUGGUUACAGGUCAGUAAAAAAAGAUUUAGAGACUCAGAUUGCUGUGGUGACAAAAAAUCAAAAGCUACAAAAUGAAUUACAAAAGGAACACGAACGUUUAUUUUCAUGCGCAAAGCCAGUAACAAAAAAAACAUUUUUCGAACAAGAUAGAAUUCCGCCAACAUGGAUAUGUGCCUUAGUGGUCCUAUUUCGAUAUUAUUUUUAAAUAAUAUAUAUGUUAUACCUGUGGAAUGUCCGCCGUACGUAAUUUAAAUUAUACUUAAUUUAUACAAGAAUAGAAUUAAUUUAUAGU
Messenger RNA from Colletes gigas, 1707 nucleotides. It is a transcript of the gene PGS1, whose product is annotated as CDP-diacylglycerol--glycerol-3-phosphate 3-phosphatidyltransferase, mitochondrial. NCBI's taxonomy places the organism in Eukaryota, Metazoa, Arthropoda, Insecta, Hymenoptera, Colletidae. Gene Ontology annotation, molecular function: CDP-diacylglycerol-glycerol-3-phosphate 3-phosphatidyltransferase activity. The coding region runs from base 61 to 1620 and encodes 519 amino acids. Gene Ontology annotation, cellular component: mitochondrion. The record is from RefSeq and is a predicted model, not a curated record. The transcript has 8 exons. Gene Ontology annotation, biological process: cardiolipin biosynthetic process.